ACUCAGUUUUGGGGUUGUCACAUUAGAAAUUGUCACCGGAAAGAACAAUAUGAAAUAUCAUCCUUCUGAGAAUUAUGUUGGUCUGCUUGAUUGGGCAUUUGUUUUACAACAAAAAGGAUGUUUAAUGGAGUUGGUGGAUCCAAAGUUGGGUUCUAAUUUUGACAAUGAAGAGGCAAUAAGAAUGAUCAAGGUAGGAUUAUUAUGCACUAAUCCUUCACCGGCACUUAGGCCUGCCAUGUCUGCAGUAGUAAGAAUGCUUGAAGGUCAUGAUUGCAUUCAAGGAUCAAUCAUGGAUCCAAGUAAUUACGGUGAUGAAUUCAGAUUCGAAGCCCUCAGAGAUAAGUAUGAUGCUAUGCAACUCCAAAGUUCAAGUAACGAUCAGACCCUUGUUGAUUCAUUGGGCACAACACGAAAUGGCUCAUCCUCUACGUAUGCCCAUGAUCUUUAUCCAAUAAAUCUGGAUUCUCUAUAACACAGCCUGCACGAGGAUGCAUCUUGGCGGCUCUAUGAUAUGUUCUGUAAGGUAUUUCAUGAUUGCCUUCUUUGUUACUCCAUUUUCCUUCUUUCAGUAUGCAUUGACUUUUGUUUUCAGAUGUAUAAGUUCUUUCAAUUCAAAUUACUAUUCAAAUAUGCCGCCUUCAUGUUCUA
Camellia sinensis is the source of this 648-nucleotide messenger RNA. The record is from RefSeq and is a predicted model, not a curated record. NCBI's taxonomy places the organism in Eukaryota, Viridiplantae, Streptophyta, Magnoliopsida, Ericales, Theaceae.